AUGCUUUCUACUAGAGGAACCGCUUGGUCUAAAGUAGGCUUCCUCCACGGAAAGCAGAAUGCCUAUCAUCCUAUACGAAAUCCCAAUGGCGUCGUCGCAUUCAAUAAUGCCGAAAAUGGCUUCCUUCAUGCUGAUCUAGCGAACUUUUUCAACAAACACAAUCAUUUCGAAGACAAUUGCUGCGCAUACGGAGAGGGUUACACUGGCACGCUCCGGCUACGAACCGCCAUGUCGAAUCACUUGAACUUGCACUUUCAGCCUGUGUGGCCAAUAGAUCCAGAGGACAUCACCUUCACUGCCGGAGUGACUGAUCUCAACGAGGUGUGCGCCUUGGUCACCUGCAAUCCGGAGACGGAUGCCAUCAUGCUGGGAGGACCAGUCUAUGGGACCUUUUCCAAAGACUUGGCAAUGAGAACUGGAAUAAAGCUAGAGUGGGUGCCAGUGGGCACAGAUCAAUUCACACCAGACUGCGUAGCCGCGUUCGAUGCUGGGUUCGAAGAUGCCAAAGCCCGAGGGGUAAACGUUCGUGCGUUGAUCAUAUGCAAUCCGCAUAAUCCUCUAGAAACAUUAAGGGCGUUGCUACAGUUUUGCGCCGCCAAAGGAAUCCAUCUCAUCAGCGAUGAGAUUUACGCGCUCACGACUUAUCCUCGAGACGAUCAGCCAUCCGAGAAAUUUACUUCUAUACGCGCCAUAGACUACUCUGAUAUCAUUGAUCCGACCCAGGUCCAUGUGCUCUAUGGCAUGUCAAAAGAUUAUGGAGCAGCUGGUCUGCGCUUGGGCUGCCUUGUAUCACAGAAUCGUGAAUUCUGUAAUGCCGUUAGAGCCAUAUGCCGCUUCUCCUCUCCUUCUCAGUUCUCCAUGGACCUCGCCGCCAAGUUCCUCGAGGACCAAACUUUCGUCAAACAGCUAUUGGACAAAUCUCAUCGCGUGUUAUCCAGAAUUCGAUUGUUGACUGAGAAGCUGCUUGAUGAAGCUGGACUCAAGUAUGAAAAAAAGGGAAAUGCUGGGCUUUUUAUGUGGAUAGACUUGUCCCCUCAACUCCCUCUCCGCGAAACAAACGGAGACGGCUGGGCUGCAGAAAAGCUACUGUCGGAACGAUUCCUCAGAGCAGGUGUCAAAGUAGAUCCAGGAGCAGAGUAUCAAUCUCCAGAGCCCGGGAGAUUUCGUCUCAUGUUUUGCGUCGAAGAAGACACAUUGAGAGAAGGCGUCAGAAGGAUUGUCGCGGCCCUAAAGGCUGAAUAA
Molecule: messenger RNA, 1242 nt
Organism: Trichoderma gamsii
Lineage: Eukaryota; Fungi; Ascomycota; Sordariomycetes; Hypocreales; Hypocreaceae
Product: 1-aminocyclopropane-1-carboxylate synthase CMW33
Exons: 9
Coding region: 1-1242 (413 amino acids)
Biological process (GO): amino acid metabolic process; biosynthetic process
Molecular function (GO): pyridoxal phosphate binding; transaminase activity
Source: RefSeq, a predicted model, not a curated record